This is a messenger RNA of Gamsiella multidivaricata, 1650 nucleotides long. Its product is annotated as RNA pol II accessory factor, Cdc73 family-domain-containing protein. Gene Ontology annotation, cellular component: Cdc73/Paf1 complex. The record is from RefSeq and is a predicted model, not a curated record. The transcript has 6 exons. Gene Ontology annotation, biological process: transcription elongation by RNA polymerase II; positive regulation of transcription elongation by RNA polymerase II. The coding region runs from base 330 to 1586 and encodes 418 amino acids. Lineage: Eukaryota; Fungi; Mortierellomycota; Mortierellomycetes; Mortierellales; Mortierellaceae. Gene Ontology annotation, molecular function: RNA polymerase II complex binding.
CCUUGAAGACCGUAUCCUUGAAGACCGUAUCCUUGAAGACCGUAUCCUUGCCUGGGGUCAUAAAUACAAGUCGAAUAAGACCUGGAUGCCCCUUUUUAACUGCUGAGAAGGCUUUAUUUACAACGACGAAGACUGAGUGCUGAGAGAGAGAAAGUGUGUGUGUAUAUGGAACGUAUAUACAAGAAAAGAGAGGGAACCGGCAAUGGGAUAAGAAAAAUUUCUCUGACGUCAACCAGAUCUGCGCCGGAGCAUUAAGAGCAUCAAGAGCAUCAAGAGCACCAGGAUCAAUCGCGACACUUACUAUUUUUGUUCUCAACCUACUCUUCAUAAUGUCAAAGACCGAUCCGCUCAGUCUCCUCCGCGAAUUCACAGUGUCGAAGAAGCCAAUCACUCUCGUCAACGCCAACGGCAAUCUCGUUACAGAGCUCACCGACGCCACCGAUGUCGUCUUUGCAGAUGACAAGCAGAAUUUCACGUUCCCCAGAGGCACUCCAACCAACUACAAGAAAAACGCCUCGGAUGAAACAUACACGCUCGAAACCCUGCUCUUCCUGCUCCAGAGGGCGCACCAGAGCGUAGCAGAAUACUCCUUGGAAGGAGCGCAAAAAGCCAUUCCGAUCGUUUCGAUUCUAGACAAGAGAGGAGUGCUUGAAUAUCUUACAGGAGCAGCGGCGACUUCGGCACAAAUCAUAUACCAAGUCUCAGAAACGAAUAAACGAUCGGGAGACGAUGUAGUCGACGAUCAGCAGGACGACCCGUCAAAGAGACAAAAAACAUCAAUUCAACCUGGGCAUGGCGAUGAAAAUGAGAUCCUACGACUGAUCAUCUCAAAGGAGAGGCUGGCUAGGACAACAGCAAGCGUGCUUCGAGGCAACAAGUCAUUUGCGAAUAUUCAAAAGUUGGGAGCAGCGAUUCUAUUGAAGAGUAAAUCGAAGGAUGGCAAAUCAACAGCCGCGAAACCAGACUCAAGGCAGCCAGGAGCUGUAGUCGCUACAUCCGCUUUAUCGUCACGACCAGGAUCAGCGCCAAAUGCUUCCACCCCGCGAUCUGCGACGAGUUCUUCACAAAGCAAAUCCAAAUCUUCGUCCUCUCGUAUUCCUAUUAUUAUUAUUCCCGCUGCCGUUACUUCCAUGCUCACGAUGUACAACAUUAAGCAGUUCUUGGAAGAUCAAAUAUUUAUGGAUAGUCAGGAAAUUCGCAGUAAGGGAGAUGCUAAGCCAACAAGAUUGACGAUCGAGCGCCGCCAAAAAGCUAAUGAGACGCACAAGACGCCCUAUCAUGUCAUCGACAGCGCAGAUCACUUGAGACCAGAGGAUUGGGAUCGUGUCAUUUGUGUCUUCACAACAGGCGCGGAAUGGCAGUUCAAGAAAUGGAAGUGGCAAAAGCCUGUGGAACUGUUCGCACAUGUCAAGGGAUUCUAUGUCAAGUGGGCGGACGAGCAGCCUAAGGAUAGUAUCAAGUCGUGGAAUGUUGAGGUUUUGAGUUUGAACCGUCAUCGUCGGCAUGCGGAUAGGGCGGUAGUGACAGAGUUCUGGGACAGGUUGCAGGGAUGGUGCCUAGCGAACAAGCCCUAUUUGGCUUAUUAGAAGAGGCGCAAAAACUUCCAGCACAUCAAAAGGACCUGCAUAAUAAACAGAGAUGUACAAUGGC